UCCCUCGCUCUCUCCAUGCGUACUCUAUCAAAUCUCUCUCUCUCAUGGUCGCUGGUCAGAAAAAUUGAAAUCAAUUUCAUUCUCUCUCUGCCUAUAUAACACUAAAUCUACUCGUCUCCAACUUCCAACACUCUUCGUUUCUCUCUCCUCUCUCUCUCUCUUUCUGUAAUUGUUAACUCUCAUUUCACUGAGGUCUGGUUGAAUCGGGAACAUGGCUACAGGACAGUUAUUUUCUAAGACCACUCAAGCAUUGUUCUACAAUUACAAACAACUGCCUAUCCAGCGGAUGCUUGAUUUUGAUUUCCUCUGCGGUAGAGAAACACCAUCUGUUGCUGGAAUCAUCAACCCUGGUUCUGAGGGAUUCCAAAAGUUGUUCUUUGGUCAGGAGGAAAUUGCUAUCCCUGUACAUUCUACCAUCGAGGCAGCUUGUGCCGCGCAUCCCACCGCUGAUGUCUUUAUCAACUUUGCUUCUUUUAGAAGUGCUGCCGCGUCUUCCAUGGCGGCAUUGAAACAGCCUACCAUUAGAGUGGUUGCCAUAAUAGCUGAAGGUGUUCCUGAGUCGGAUGCCAAACAGUUGAUUGCAUUUGCACGAGCAAACAACAAGGUUGUUAUUGGUCCUGCUACCGUUGGAGGUAUCCAAGCUGGAGCCUUUAAGAUUGGCGACACUGCUGGGACCAUCGACAAUAUUAUCCAAUGCAAACUUUACAGACCUGGAUCUGUUGGAUUUGUUUCUAAAUCUGGUGGCAUGUCUAAUGAAUUGUAUAAUACAGUUGCACGUGUAACUGAUGGAAUUUAUGAAGGUAUUGCAAUUGGAGGAGAUGUCUUCCCUGGAUCAACUCUCUCAGAUCACGUGUUGAGGUUUAACAACAUCCCGCAGGUUAAGAUGAUGGUUGUACUUGGAGAGUUGGGUGGAAGAGAUGAAUACUCCCUUGUAGAAGCCCUGAAGCAGGGAAAAAUAAAUAAGCCAGUUGUUGCUUGGGUCAGUGGAACUUGUGCAAGGCUCUUCAAAUCAGAAGUGCAAUUUGGGCAUGCUGGUGCUAAAAGUGGUGGUGAAAUGGAGUCUGCCCAAGCGAAAAACCAAGCACUGAGAGAAGCUGGAGCUGUUGUUCCGGACUCUUUUGAAGCACUUGAGGGUGCUAUCAAGCAGACAUUUGCUCAAUUGUCUGAAGACGGCAAGAUUACAGCAGUGAAAGAAUUCACACCUCCACAAAUACCCGAGGAUCUUAACUCAGCUAUUAAAAGUGGAAAAGUCCGUGCUCCAACUCACAUUAUUUCUACCAUCUCUGAUGACCGAGGCGAGGAACCGUGCUAUGCUGGGGUUCCGAUGUCAUCCAUCGUUGAGCAGGGCCUUGGUGUUGGUGAUGUUAUCUCUCUGUUGUGGUUCAAGCGUAGUCUUCCUCGAUACUGUACACAAUUUAUCGAGAUUUGUGUCAUGUUGUGUGCCGACCAUGGUCCAUGUGUAUCUGGUGCUCACAAUACAAUUGUAACAGCAAGAGCUGGAAAAGACCUUGUUUCUAGUCUUGUUUCAGGUUUGCUUACUAUUGGUCCUCGAUUUGGUGGGGCCGUUGAUGAUGCAGCUCGAUACUUCAAGGACGCAUAUGAUCGGAAUUUGACAGCUUAUGAGUUCGUUGAGAGUAUGAAGAAGAAGGGGAUUCGUGUCCCAGGAAUUGGACACAGGAUCAAGAGAGGAGACAACAGAGACAAGAGAGUAGAGCUCUUGCAGAAAUUUGCUCGCACACAUUUUCCCUCUGUCAAAUACAUGGAAUAUGCUGUUGAAGUUGAGACUUACACCCUUUCAAAGGCAAACAACUUGGUUCUUAAUGUAGAUGGUGCUAUUGGCACACUCUUCCUAGAUCUCCUAUCUGGCAGUGGAAUGUUCACAAAGCAAGAGAUCGAUGAAAUUGUUGAAAUUGGUUAUCUUAACGGACUCUUUGUGUUGGCGCGUUCAAUUGGUCUGAUCGGGCACACAUUUGACCAGAAGAGAUUGAAGCAGCCACUAUAUCGCCAUCCAUGGGAGGAUGUGCUUUACACAAAAUAAAAUGGUUCCUGACGGCAGGGUGGAUGCCGACCUGCUUUAUACAAGCAUUCUUUACCAUUUUGUUCUACUCCGGGAUCGUUUUUUUUUUUAGGUUUUGCAUUGUGGAGAUGAUUGCUUAUUCAUAUUGAGUUAGUGUUGUAUGUACUGAUAUUCCUCGAUUCGGACAUGUCACUUGUAAGCCUCAGUCCCUCAAGGGAUACAUAGGUGAUAGGUUGUAACUUGUAAGCCGAUUUCGCAUUCUUAUGGAUAGGAUCCCUUUUCUUAAUA
Molecule: messenger RNA, 2305 nt
Organism: Beta vulgaris subsp. vulgaris (sugar beet)
Lineage: Eukaryota; Viridiplantae; Streptophyta; Magnoliopsida; Caryophyllales; Amaranthaceae
Product: ATP-citrate synthase beta chain protein 2
Exons: 17
Coding region: 212-2038 (608 amino acids)
Biological process (GO): tricarboxylic acid cycle; fatty acid biosynthetic process; acetyl-CoA biosynthetic process
Cellular component (GO): cytosol
Molecular function (GO): ATP citrate synthase activity
Source: RefSeq, a predicted model, not a curated record